Molecule: messenger RNA, 974 nt
Organism: Peromyscus eremicus (cactus mouse)
Lineage: Eukaryota; Metazoa; Chordata; Mammalia; Rodentia; Cricetidae
Product: cytochrome c oxidase assembly protein COX11, mitochondrial
Exons: 4
Coding region: 42-863 (273 amino acids)
Cellular component (GO): mitochondrial inner membrane
Molecular function (GO): copper ion binding
Source: RefSeq, a predicted model, not a curated record
GCUUAGCGGUCCUGACAGGCCGGCGUUCUUUCCGGGGGGUUAUGGGAGGGCUUUGGUGUUCGCGAUGGAGGUUCGUCGCCUGGUGUGGCCGGUGCUGGAGCCAGCCCGGGUGGUCGGGCCGGACGGUGGAGAGUGCGGGGCAGGUUCUUAGGUCCGGCUGGGAUGGAGGUGCGGAGCGGGGACUGAGGCGGCUCGGGACAUGGAAGCGCCUGAGCGGGGCCCGGGGAGCCGCGGUGCAGCCGCCCCGGCGGCCGAGGAGCGGCCACCCUUUCCAGCGCGCGCAGGAGGACGAGUGGCGGCGGCGGAACAAGACGGUGCUCACCUACGUGGCCGCGGCCGCCGUGGGCAUGCUGGGGGCCUCCUACGCCGCCGUGCCCCUCUAUCGGCUCUACUGCCAGACUACGGGACUUGGAGGAUCAGCAGUGGCUGGGCACUCAUCAGACCAGAUUGAAAACAUGGUGCCUGUUAAGGAUCGAAUCAUUAAGGUCACCUUCAAUGCCGAUGUGCAUGCCAGUCUCCAGUGGAACUUCAGACCUCAGCAAACUGAGAUAUAUGUGGUACCAGGAGAGACUGCACUGGCAUUUUAUAAAGCUAAGAAUCCUACUGACAAACCAGUAAUUGGAAUUUCUACAUAUAAUGUUGUACCAUUUGAAGCUGGACAGUAUUUCAAUAAAAUACAGUGCUUCUGUUUUGAAGAACAAAGGCUUAAUCCACAAGAAGAAGUGGAUAUGCCAGUGUUUUUCUACAUUGAUCCUGAAUUUGCAGAAGAUCCAAGAAUGGUGAAUGUCGAUCUCAUCACUCUUUCUUACACUUUUUUUGAAGCAAAGGAAGGGCACAAGUUGCCAGUUCCAGGCUAUAAUUGAAGUAGCUUCCAAGACCUGCUUCACAUUUGUGAUUUUUGGAAAAUCAUGUAUUGUGCUUUCUCAGAAGAGAAAUAUUCUACAGUAAUGUAUAUUGAAACCUUGUAUUUUAAA